Molecule: messenger RNA, 216 nt
Organism: Heterostelium album PN500
Lineage: Eukaryota; Evosea; Eumycetozoa; Acytosteliales; Acytosteliaceae
Exons: 2
Coding region: 1-216 (71 amino acids)
Source: RefSeq, a predicted model, not a curated record
AUGAAUAUUACAACUUCUAUUGCUUACUCAAUUAAAGAUGUUAAUUCAAUCAUUUUAGCAAAUAAAGAGGCAUUUAAAGAUUCAAAUACUUCGUGUAUUGAAUGCAAUUCUCUUUUGAUAGAUGCAGGUGAUGAUAUUGUUGAUGUUCUUAUGGGUGUUUGUUUACCUAUAUAUAUUGUUCAAAAUGAUACCAACGAAAGAUAUAAUUGUAAUUGA